AUAUGAUAAAAUUGGAAAUCAGAAUUGAACCAGUAUAUGGACUUCUAAAGGAUAUUCAGUAUUACCUGCAUUGGAAAAAGUGUUAUUUUUAAUAGAAUGCAUUUUGGUCAAAGUCUAAUUUUAAUAUGUUUGGUAGUGGGGUUAGGAGCUGAAACAGAAGUAUUAACUGGUACACCACUACCGAAUCCACCACGUGCUAAUAUAUCGCAGUGCGCUUUGGUGAAUGACAACGAUAGGUACGAUUGUAUCCCUAGAGGAAAUGCAACACAAGAAAUUUGUGAGUUGAGAGGAUGCUGUUGGUCAGAAACAAAAGCUGGCAUACCGCCCUGCUUCUUUCAACCUAAAUUUCUUUCCUACAAGUUUAAGAACAUCACAGAAAAACCUGAUGGAUUAGAGGCUUAUUUGGAACGCAGUUAUAAAUCUAUAUAUCCAAAUGAUAUAACAGUUAUCAAACUAAUUGCGACUUAUCAAAGUGAUAGUACCUUAAGGAUCAAGAUAAUUGAUCCCAGAAGGAAACGGUAUGAAAGUAUAUUUCCCGAAAAGGAAAUAAACACACCAAGGGCCAGAAAUCCUUUAUACAGACUGAUAAUUGAAAAAGACUAUCAAGGUUUCAAAGUAGUCAGGGUAUCAGAUAAUACAAAUAUAUUCGACGUGUCUGAUCUAGCAAACUUCAUUUAUUCUGAUCAGUUCAUACAAAUAACCACGAAUUUACCUUCUACGUAUUUGUAUGGUUUAGGAGAGCACAAAGAGAGAUUCAAAUUGCAAUCAAACUGGACAACAUAUACAUUAUACAGUCGCGAUACUUCCCCACUACCGAAUACAAAUCUGUAUGGCUCACAUCCGUUCUACUUAUGCAUGGAAAAUUCAACAAAAUCGCAUGGUUUAUUCCUGAAAAACAGUAAUGCAAUGGACAUUAUAAUUCAACCGUCACCAGCCUUAACCUUCAGAACUAUCGGUGGCAUUUUAGAUUUCUUCAUUUUUCUUGGUCCAACUCCUUCCGAUGUACUGAAACAAUAUCAGGAAAUUAUUGGUAAGCCGAAAAUGCCUCCAUAUUGGAGUUUAGGUUUUCAUUUGAGUAAAUUUGGACUUGAGGAUUUGGAAACAACAAAGGAUUAUAUUCAGAGAAAUUUAAAUGUGGGCAUUCCUGUGCAAACCAUAUGGAAUGAUUUGGAUUACAUGGAUCAAGCUAAUGAUUUCACCUACGAUAAAAAAAAUUUCAAUGGGUUACCCGAGUUUGUGGACAGUUUACAUGAACAAGGUAGAAAGUACGUUGUAUUAUUUGAUCCAGGUGUGAGUGCAGGCGAAUCUGAGGGAUCCUAUCCACCUUUUGACAAAGGAAAUGAACUCGAUAUUUUCAUCAAAAAUAGCUCAGGACAGAACCUUAUUGCAAAGGUUUGGAAUCCAGUUUCCACGGUUUACCCAGACUUCACUCACCCAAAAACAUUCGAAUAUUGGAAAUUGAUGAUGAAAAGUUUUCACGAUGAUGUUGCUUUCGAUGGUGCUUGGCUGGAUAUGAACGAACCGUCAAAUAUGAUCCAAGGAUCCCUUAAUGGAUGUCCUGAUAGUGAACUAGAAACUCCGCCUUACCUACCAAAUGUUCUGGAAAACAGUCUCAACAAAAAAACGAUUUGCAUGACAGCCAAACAAUAUGCUGGUGUUCAAUAUGAUCUGCAUAAUGUAUUUGGCAUCAGUGAGACUAAUAUAACAAGCAAGGUUGUUUCUGAAAUUCUUGGAGAACGAUCACUAGUGAUUGCAAGAUCAACAUUUCCUGGAAGUGGACAAUACGCAGGCCAUUGGAGUGGGGAUAUAGGUUCAAACUGGGAGGACCUGAGAUAUAGCAUUCCCCAAUUAUUAGAUUUUAGUUUAUUUGGAAUGCCCCUCAUGGGUGCAGAUAUAUGUGGAUUUUUCGGACCUUCAAAUGAACCUUUGUGUAAUCGAUGGAUGCAGUUAGGAGCAUUUUACCCCUUCUCGAGAAAUCAUAAUUCCAAAUGGACACAUCAGGAACAAGAUCCUGCUUCCAUGGGUGAUCGUGUCAUCAAUUCUUCUAAGAAGGCCUUGGAAAUUCGUUAUACCCUUCUUCCCUAUUUAUAUACUCUCUUCUGGCAAGCAAAUCAGAAUGGUAGUACAGUGGCUCGACCUUUACUUAUAGAAUUUCCAGAAGAUCCAAAUACUUACGAAAUAGAUACUUCAUUCUUAUGGGGAUCUGGUUUACUCAUUGUUCCUGUUUUGGAAGAAAAUAAGAAUUCUGUGGCAACAUAUCUGCCUAAAGGGGUCUGGUAUAAUUAUUACACUAGGAAAAUUUUGAGGAGUGUUGGGGAAGUUAUAGAUAUCGAGGUAGACGAUGAAACAAUUCCACUUUUCAUACAGGGAGGUCAAAUAAUACCCACUCAAGAUUUCAAACCGUUAACUGAAGAUGUACGAAAUAGCGAUCUCACUAUAGUAGCUGCCUUAGAUGAAAAUGGAAACGCUAAUGGAAUGUUCUACUGGGAUGAUGGUAUUUCUAUUGAUGUCGGAAAAAACUAUACCCUUCUAUCUCUCAAAGUAAGAAAUGGAACACUCAGCGUGGAUGUGAUUAACAAAAGUAUAGAAGAACCUCCGAAAAUAAAAUCAAUAGAAAUUCUGGGUCUCGAUGAGAGUUUCAAUCAAAGAAUACUACAUCAAAGACAGUACGACUAUGUCUAUAAUAAAGAACGCCAAAACCUCAUGAUUCAAAACUUGAACAUAAAUUGUAGCAGUUCAACAUCAUUGCAAUGGUCAUGAAGGAGUACGUACAUCUGAGUUAUAUCUUUUUCUUUUUUAGACGUGUGUUUGUUAUAGGAUGUUAUAAUAAAUGUUUGUUCAAUGUA
Messenger RNA from Harmonia axyridis, 2846 nucleotides. Its product is annotated as lysosomal alpha-glucosidase-like. The coding region runs from base 97 to 2760 and encodes 887 amino acids. The record is from RefSeq and is a predicted model, not a curated record. The transcript is spliced from 15 exons. Gene Ontology annotation, molecular function: alpha-1,4-glucosidase activity; carbohydrate binding. Gene Ontology annotation, biological process: carbohydrate metabolic process. Lineage: Eukaryota; Metazoa; Arthropoda; Insecta; Coleoptera; Coccinellidae.